AGCCAACUGCUGUGUAAUGUUUUGGCGAAGAAAAAGAAACCACCGAAGAAGAUAAGAGUACGAACGUCGUUUAAAUUGUUAUCAGCACCAUGUCCAAACGGAAAGUGACUUUUGCGGAUGGUGAUGGUGGGGUGUUGGAGCUGGACGAUGAGGUCUCGAACAAAAAGCCAACACUUGAGGUGCCGAGCGGCCCGGGCUCCAGGUUCAAGGGCAAGCAUUCCCUUGACAGUGACGAGGAGGACGAAGGGGAGGACACCCAGAACGACAAAUAUGACAUUUUGGCCAACGACGACGUGGACGGCCAAGAGAACGCCACCAUUGAUUACGACGAGGGCGUUUCCAUCACGCCCUUCAACCUGGAGGAGGAGAUGGAGGAAGGACACUUUGACUCGGAGGGGAACUACUUUGUCAAAAAGGAAGAGCAGAUCCGAGACAAUUGGCUCGACAACAUUGACUGGGUGAAAAUCAAAGAACAACCGUUCAAACAAAAGAAGAAAGGACUCGGAGCCAAACGCAAGCGCAGAGUGGGCGAUGAGGAUGAAGCGGAGGAAGAGAAGAAGCGGGAGGAGCAGCGAGAAAACAAGGAAGGCGACGAAGAUGAGGACGACGACGAGGAGGAGGCCGAACCGGCCGAGGACCCCAUGGCCUCCCUCACGCAGCGGCAGCUCACAGAAGCCUUAGUGGAACUCUUGUUGCCGGGGGAGACGGUCGCGGCGGCGCUGCGACGGCUGGGGGGCCUCGGCGGGCAGAAGAGGAGCAAACUGCGAGACGCCGCCGGCGACCACGCGGCGGAGAACAAGCGCGACACGGAGAAGCUGGACCGCCUCACGUCUCUCGCCGAUCGGCUGGUGGCGUCGGGCGUGUACGGCAUCUACCAGCAAACCAAGGAAAAGCUGGCCUACACGCUCAAGAAUAUGAGCAGUAAGCGACCCAAGUCAAAGGAGGAGGACGAAGACCAACUGGACAUGUUCGGAGACAAGUUUGACGAGAAGCACGGCGCACAGGCUGAAGAGGAGGAAGACAAAAGAGUGAGCGAGGAAGUCAUGUGGGAGUACAAGUGGGAGAACGAGGACAAGUCCGAGGUCUACGGACCCUUCACCAGUCAGCAGAUGCAGGAUUGGGUGGAUGAAGGCUACUUCAGCAGCGGCGUUUACUGCAGGCGCUUGGACCAGGAAGGCUCACAAUUCUACAACUCCAAGAGACUGGACUUCGAGCUCUACACGUGAUCACGUGCUCCCAUGCAGUGCUGCGUCGUCGUUUCUUAUGUCCACAUGUUUUUAAAUAAAUCGUCCGAACGCUGUUUGUUAUUUGGACAUAACAAUAAACGAGAGAGCUCGUCAAUAGGACAAACACAA
Syngnathus acus (greater pipefish) is the source of this 1355-nucleotide messenger RNA. It is a transcript of the gene cd2bp2, whose product is annotated as CD2 (cytoplasmic tail) binding protein 2. The transcript is spliced from 7 exons. Gene Ontology annotation, molecular function: protein binding. The record is from RefSeq and is a predicted model, not a curated record. The coding region runs from base 90 to 1226 and encodes 378 amino acids. Gene Ontology annotation, cellular component: U5 snRNP. Lineage: Eukaryota; Metazoa; Chordata; Actinopteri; Syngnathiformes; Syngnathidae.